Phytophthora sojae is the source of this 4083-nucleotide messenger RNA. RefSeq lists its product as hypothetical. Gene Ontology annotation, biological process: proteolysis. The transcript has 6 exons. Bases 1 to 4083 code for a protein of 1360 amino acids. Gene Ontology annotation, molecular function: aspartic-type endopeptidase activity. The record is from RefSeq and is a predicted model, not a curated record. Lineage: Eukaryota; Oomycota; Peronosporomycetes; Peronosporales; Peronosporaceae.
AUGGCGAAGGGAGUCAAGUCAGCGGUACCAGCAACGCCGGUCAAGCCGAGUGGAACGCGCAACGAGGCUUCGGUGCGCUCCGGAAGCUCGUUCUCGACCCCAGCGACGGAUCGAAUGGAGUCGAUCGACGAGCGUUCGGCGAGAUGCGACACGGCGAUUGAUUCCUCGGACGCCAAAGAAGAUGACGAAGAUGAUGACUGGGAUGUCAGGACUGUGAUGUCCGAGACUUCGAAGGCCGCGGUUGUGUCGGCCGGCCGCAGUGGAGGAUCGAGGUUGAUCACCCGCGACCUCUCCGAAACGUUCAACGACAUGCCGGGCCCCGAGCCCGCCUGCGACGCGGAUGACGGUGCGACCGAGGGUUUCAAAGCCUCGGUGACGGUUCUAGGCCGAUGCCUGGAGCUGAUGAAGGCCAAAAGUGAGUGGAUGCAGUUGUUCUCCCCGAAGCAGAUCCGGGCUUUGGCAACGCCGAUCAACUCAACGAGCACUCGGCAGGUCGCUCAGAACACUGUGGACCUCCUGCGUGCAAUGGGGUGCGAGCCCCAGAUUCUCCCGACGGAGGCUGCACUCGCGAGCUGGACGCCAACCACCGCCGCCAAGGCUCUUACCAAGUGGAGGAAGAAGUUACGUGAGGCCUUUGGGGUGGCAGACCGAGGCUCAACGAAGCUUCGUUCGGCCCCCGGAGCGGUUGACCCCUCCAAGGUCCCGCUACCAGCGACCCUUCGGAAGGCAGCCACGGAUGACGAAGUCGUCGCAGUCAAGGGCGAGGCUUCGCCUUACAUGCAAGACUCGCACAUGGUAACCCCACGAUCUACGGACCGUAGUGAACGUCUGACUAGGGAGACCGAGGUUUCGUACGCAACGCCUGGCACGCGCGGGGCAACCGGUCGCCGGUCCAGCCGCCGUUACGACCUCCGAGAUGACUCGUCGGACAGUGACGAUGAUCUCGGGUCCGACUGUUACGAGGGCGACCUGCCAAGCGAAUGGGCCCGUCAGGUACGCGAACUGAGCGCGACUGAUAAUCAGAGCUCAACCCCGACGCUCGAGAUUACCACGCAUCUACCUCUCUGCAACAUCAAUUCGUUCUACGGUGUGCGCGACAAGAGCGAACACUCCAUGCAGUGGCUUCGUACGUUCGUCUACGAGAUGAGGCUUCCACGCAAGACGAGACGCACGUGGAAACUGCUGUGCGAGGCAUUCAUUAAGUACUACUGCUCGAAGUUCUCCCAGUCUGCAAAGACUCGGUACUACUCGAUCAAACGAGAGAACAAAGAGCAUAUAUGUGACUACCUCAACCGGCUCAACGGCUACGCUCGCAACGCCGGGGUGCAGUUUGAGCACGGGGAUCGUGACGCGAAGGACCACGUCGAACACUUCUUAGUUACGUGUGACGACCGAAACUUAGAAGACCGUCUGUGCCACGUUCGGGUCAAGAGCAUUCAUGACCUCGAAGACAUGAUCAACGACAUUCUGCGUCACCGUGACCGAAAGUCGACCCGCGAAUCUUCGUUCCGCCGCUCCCGCAGUCAAGAUGACAGUCGCCGUCGCGACGCGCGGUCGAACGAGGAUUCUCGAAGUGGUUAUCGCUGUGAACGACGUUACCGCGACGAGGACCGCCGCGAACGACGUUACCGUGGCGACGACCGCCUCACCGAUCGUCGUGAUGACGACCGCCGCCGUGACAGACGUGACGGGUCACCGCACCGGUCGAGGGUUACUUUGGUCGACGCCCUUCCCGAUGGGAUGGCAGAAUGGAACAUUGGAGGCUCGGCGAACAAGGAUUACUUCGAUGAUGAGCGCCAGUACUCGGACGACCAACGCUCGGACGAGGAUUCAGACGCCGAUUACGACUCUGACGAGUCUACUCGGCAUGUCGCUGCCGCUAACGACGCUGAGCGCAGGGCCGCAGCCGAUGGAACGUUCGCCCGGUCUGACAACCGACGCUACAGGAACGGAGGAGGCCCGUCCAACCGCAAACGAGAUGGCCGUCGCCAGUUUGGGCCGUGUGCCGCGUGCAGAAGCCCGUCCCACUCCGUGCACUUCUGCUACCGGCGGUGCCAACUGUGCAAACAGGUGCACGACGCUGGAAAGUGCGAAGCGCUCCACGAGCUCACCAAGCUCCUGAAGUCCAAGGUCGACAAGAAGGAUCUGUCGCCAGAGCUGCAAAGCCUGUUAGCUGAGCCUGCUGUUGAUGCGGACUAUCUGUUCGCAUUCACGGGCGAAAGCAGACGGCCUGACGACCGGAAGAACAAUGAACGUGUGAAACUGACGGGAAAUGGAGAGAACCGAGACGCAAGUCUCGUUGAGAUUGGUAUUGAUGAAGAUGAUGAUGACGAACGUGAUGGACGCCCGACCGAGGCUUUGAUCACAAGUCUAGCCCAGAUCAGGGGGCCACCUCGGAGCCUCGUUCGGGCGGUGAAAUUACUGCCCGGUGAGAGACCGGGGUGGUGGUCGUCCCAACGAUACGACAAGAGGAAGCGAAUGAGAGCUUUGGUCAAUGGCGCUGUGGACGAUGCGCGAACGAGGAUACUCCUUGACACUGGAGCGAAUGUUAGCGUGAUUUCUGCCAGCUUCGCCAAGCGGCUACGCGUGCGAGAAGUCCGGGGCCACGGACAGAGUCUCGAAGUCCGCGGCAUCAACCCAGGGGUGAUAAAGACCCGGCGACGGGCGCUCGUCAAGAUCACCCUCGGGUGGGAGCAGGCCUACGAGUUUGAAAUGUGGAUAAUGGACCACAGUGCCGGAGUGGAUGUAGUCCUUGGGAUGGACUUUAUGAUCCCGGCUAGAAUCCGGCUGGAUCUGUUCCAUGGCACCGCACGCCUUCCAGACGAGGUCAUGGUACCACUUCUGAAGUCGCAGAGUGUUGGGGAUGACGAACCUUACGGCACGCAGCCUUCGAGUGGGCCGACCGAGGAUUUAUACGUCCCCGGUCGCGAGUGGCGAGAGUUUCGACUGCCGCGCCAGCGGCUAUCUCGUUCGGAGUACGAUGUGUGGGUACGGUGCACGGACAAGCUUGUGCCGACCGUUACGAGGCUUCGACGGGUGCAGCCGACAAGGGUACGACUCACCAAUAUUACGACCACAACGGCACAGUGUGCCAAGCACGACUCCGUGGUGCUCUGGGUACCGCACGGUGAACUACCGCGAGAGACCGGCUACGCGAGGUUGGGCUCUAAUAAGUACAAUGAGUGGCAGGUGCUGGCAUACUCAACGAGCCGUGACGAGACUCUGUAUGGAAGGGAGCGAUGUCUCUAUGACCAAUUGAUGGCCAAACAGCCACCCGCAGUUGAGCGCAGGAUUUACUCGACGCCGCAGAAGAUCUUACGGAGACCGCUCGGCGCUCCAACAUGGCCGAGAGGUCAUCUUCAAGGUCGUCCUAACGACGAUUAUUCUUCGCUCGGUAUAUCGGAUCAUGACAACGACCUUAGGGUCUCCCAAGGCUCGGUUAAGGUUACUGAGCCUGGUGCAGACGCCAAAGAACGUGAUGGUAUAUCGAACGACGGUUUGGACGACGAGGCGAUUGCACGGACCGACUCCGACGCACUGGAAUGGUCGUCGCUUCACCGAGCGGCCUAUGCAUCCAAGCGCACCGAUCAUAACGCCGAUAGCAUCGAACAUGGGGCACAGAAAGCCCCGGCCGAGGUGUCAGGAGCCGGAGACAAGCGUGACGAUGGUGUUGGAGAGCUGAACGACGAUUCGGGAGAAGAUCAUGACGCGCCAGAUGUAACAGCAGCGGUGGAACCCGCCCCGCGAAUGGCCGGAACAGCGACUGAUACGCAAGCCCGCCUUGAACCAGAUCAAACGUCGGUCGCGUGGGGCAACGCCACUAUCGACUGGGGCGAACAUGAUCCUGGACCGAACGACAUCUUAACUGAAGCAGGAACAGCCACGACCGAGGUUAAAGGGUUCACUGAGGACGAUGACACUGCGAACGAGAUUAAGCUCAGCGACUACGCGCAGGAGUCUCUACCGACACCUCGGCUGAAGCCUACCACUCGGAUUUGGCCUACAUGGAACGAGGUAAACCAAGGCACGAGUGUUGAUUCUCAGUGGUGGGCUGACAGAGGUUUGGAAGUGAAACGGACCUGA